Molecule: messenger RNA, 6866 nt
Organism: Mya arenaria
Lineage: Eukaryota; Metazoa; Mollusca; Bivalvia; Myida; Myidae
Product: guanine nucleotide-binding protein G(s) subunit alpha-like
Exons: 11
Coding region: 240-1370 (376 amino acids)
Biological process (GO): adenylate cyclase-activating dopamine receptor signaling pathway; sensory perception of chemical stimulus
Cellular component (GO): heterotrimeric G-protein complex
Molecular function (GO): GTP binding; G-protein beta/gamma-subunit complex binding; G protein-coupled receptor binding
Source: RefSeq, a predicted model, not a curated record
CAGAGCUGUCAGCUUGAUGAGAUGAUCGGAGCAAUGUCGGAACCCGGAGAUUUUGUGUUGUUUUCAUGACAAAUUGUGAUUUUUCGGGCUCUUUAGUGGAUUUUCCGCCUUGUGGCCCGAGAGGCGAAGUGUACGUUCGUCUUGGAUUUAAUUUCAGUGUUGCCCGGCGUUGAACGGAAUCGUUUAUGGUGUGAUUUGGAUCAUAUUUAGGCGAAUUUUCGUCCAUUUUUGUCCACAACAUGGGGUGCUUCAAAGGGAAAUCGGGUGACGAAGAAGAACGAAUGCGAAAAGAAACGAAUAAAAAGAUCGAACGACAGUUGCAAAAGGAUAAACAAACUUACAGAGCAACGCACCGAUUGUUGUUGUUAGGUGCCGGGGAAUCAGGGAAAUCAACGAUUGUGAAGCAAAUGAGAAUUCUUCACGUCAAUGGCUUUAGUCCAGAGGAAAGAAAGCAAAAAAUUGAGGACAUCAAGAGAAAUGUCAGAGAUGCUAUAUUGACGAUCACAGGUGCCAUGACCGUAUUAAAUCCGCCAGUGCCCCUGGAAAACUCAGACCAUCAGUUUAGGGUGGACUUCAUACAAAAUGAAACCACAAGUCCAGACUUCGCCUACCCACUAGAGUUCUAUGAACACACAGAGAUCCUGUGGAAGGACAAGGGAGUGCAGAACUGCUAUGAACGUUCCAAUGAGUACCAGCUCAUAGACUGUGCCCAAUAUUUUUUAGACCGAGUACAUAUAGUGAAACAGCCCGACUACACCCCGACAGAGCAGGAUAUAUUGCGGUGUCGAGUGCUGACUUCAGGAAUUUUUGAAACUAAGUUUACAGUUGAUAAAGUAAAUUUUCAUAUGUUUGACGUGGGCGGUCAGAGAGAUGAGAGGCGGAAGUGGAUUCAGUGCUUUAACGACGUGACGGCGAUCAUCUUCGUUACGGCGUGUAGUAGUUACAAUCUUGUGCUACGAGAAGAUCCUUCACAAAAUAGGCUUAGAGAAUCAUUGGAGCUAUUUAAAAGUAUUUGGAACAACCGGUGGUUGCGGACGAUAUCUGUUAUAUUAUUUUUAAACAAACAAGAUCUUCUAGCAGAAAAAGUGAAGUCCGGAAAGUCCAAAAUAGAGGAAUACUUCCCGGACUUUAAACGUUACCAAAUUCCCAGCGAAGUCCAGCUUGAGCCGGGGGAUGAUCCGGAGGUUGUUAGGGCAAAAUAUUUCAUUAGGGACGAGUUCUUGCGGAUCAGCACAGCGAGCGGAGAUGGCCGCCACUACUGCUACCCCCAUUUUACGUGUGCUGUGGAUACAGAGAACAUUCGCCGAGUGUUCAACGAUUGUCGUGAUAUUAUACAGAGGAUGCACCUUAGACAGUAUGAACUACUGUGAUGCCGCCCGUUCCGGGACAACGCCGGGUAUCACGCGAAUAUGUGAAUCUGCCUCUACUUGGUUUUCUCUGUUUUUGAGGAAAUUAGAAAAUAUCUAGAAAUUGUGACGUUGUUGAAAUUGAAAUUCACUCGUGUGUGGCUAUUGGUGUGAUGUACGCUGGAGUUGAAAGGAAACGAUGGGGAGUGAUGCAUUUCAUUUGUAUUUACAUCAUUGUAUAGUGUAUAAACACGGAUUUUAUUUGUGCUGUGUGGUAAAGAGCACCUCAGUUGUGUGUAACGGGCUGUCACCAUUACAUCUGUCCAUCUGUCUGUGAAGUAUUUCGAGUUUCUGGGGUGAUUAUCCAUUCUCUGAAGAGCCACUCUGUUCAUCGUUUCAAGUGUAAGCAGUUGUCGUUACUGUUAGCAGUUAUCACCAACUGUUUUUUCUCUUCAUAAGUCAUUAGAGUUGUCGUCAUGGAUUAUUAAUAUACAAAAGCUUGUGCAUUAAAACUACAAUCAUAACUUAUAUAUAUGUAAGUAACACCACUAUUUGCAAAAACCAGAUUGUGCUAACUUCAAUGUCUGUAUAUUGUUGAGAAAUGUAUCGAUGUGGAUAUUUAUACACGCUGAUCAACACGUAAAGGGGACUAACCAGUGGAAGCUUUAAACAUGAACCACUGAUGGGCACAGCAGCUAAGUUGAAGGAUUAAAACAGCAUAUCAGGUGUUUUAUUGCUGUCGGUAGAAAUACAAUUGAAAAGACUCAACAAGUACAUAAAAUCCUGGAGGGCUUGUGGCGAUAAAUGCUGGAAGGAAUUGUUGAACUUGAAGCAGUGUUUUAUCACACAACACAUGACUUAUAUAUGUGAUAGUUUCUUUUUUGUAUAAAGCUUGUAAGGAUACAAUGUUCUGUUGUGUGUGGUAGAGUGAUCUAUUGUUUUUGUAUACAAGGCAUAUGCUUGCAACAUGUAUUUUAAAGAAAAAAACAACAGGUUUUAAAUGUUUUGUUUGUUAAACUAUAUACAUAUUAUAUAAUUAUAUAAGUAUAUAUAUUUCAUUUAUGGUAUUGUUAAUUUAUAGUUUGCAGUGAAGUACAUAAGCAUGUCCAGUAUGCAUAAAAAAGCAAUUACAACCAGAUGAUCACACUCAAAUCAACUCAAUGAAGCCUCUGGCUACAAUUAACAAGACUCCGAGCGGCCCUCAUUAAUUUUCAUUAUCAAGCAGUGGAAGGAGUGUGACAUAUCAUGUUACUUAUUUCUUUUUAUUAUUGAAACCUUUCUCAGACAUGGACUUAAUAAUUAAAUAUUUAAAUUAAAUAAAUUAAUUACCAAUUUAUAAAAUUUUAGCAUCAUCUGAAUUGAAUUUUUAAUUUAAAUGAGUUUGCCAUGGUUGAAUCCAGGAAAACGAGGCAUUCUGGGAACUGAGUGUGUCGUCAUGAGCACGUGUCACAGCGGGCGAGUGUAGAUUGUACAUUCACAAGAGGCCUUAAAGAUGUUCACAAACAAGAGUGCUUGUGAUCUCAGAUUGCUAACAGAAUGCAAGAGUGCAGCGACAAUGAUCAAUUAGUUUAUCCUGUACAUGGACUGUAAUAUUGGAUCUGAUUAAUUGCACAAAUAGCAACAAAUUAUGGCGAUAAUUGUCCUUGAAAUUCUAUUUAUAUAUUAUAGGUUUGUACAGAGUCUGUUUGAAAUUAAAGGAAUGCCUUCAUAUUUGAUAGCUGGAAUGAUGACAUAGUUAAUGCAUAGUGACUGCAGUAUAAUGAUACAGUGAUAUGUGACAAAAGUUUCAUUUAAAUCUUGCAAAAUUGAUCCUCUCUAAAGAUCAUCAUUUUCAAUGUGUAUGUUUGCCAGUUCUCUGUGUUGAUGACAGGGCAUGCUGAUGUACUUCCCUGUGUUGUGUGAUUGUCAGUGCUUACAUUCUCACCAUUACCAUGGUUACUGAAGAUUAGUUUUGUCAACUCUUUAUGACCGUAUUAUUUAAUCAUUUGCGAACAUUGAUUAAAUGAUUUUUUGGAUAUAUUUUUUUACAUUUUUAAUUACAACUAAAUAGAUACUUGGAACAAUAGUGAAAAUUAAACCUUCGAUAAGUUGGAACAAUUCUGAGUACAUGUGUUAAUUGUGUCAAGCAAUACUGCUGCAAGUAUUUAUAUCAAGAUAUCUGCAAGUAAUAUUUUUGUAAAAACAAUGGUAACUGUUGAAGGUCCUAGCUUCAAGUUAUGAUGUUAAAAUGUUGCUGUAAGUUGGAAUCCAGUACCUUAUGAUUUUCACCGAAGGAUUUUUUUUCACACAUGAUUGUAACACUUCCAGAAAGUUUUGCCAUUUAUUCAAAUUAACAUAGAGAAAAUAGGGUGAAGAUUUUGAAAAUAUUAAAAUGAGCGUAGUUUUAUUAUAAAGUAAAAUUAUAUGAAUUUAAUAAACAUGCAAUCAAUAUCCCAGAGCUAGGUUCUACAUGUACUAUCAUGGUAUUGGAUUCUGAAAAUGUGCAGGGUACUUUGUCAAUUAGCACCAAUAAGUAAACUUAUAUUGUGUAUCAAGCGUGAUGAUGUUGCUUUAAAUUCAAUGCUAAAAGUCUGAUAAUAUAUAUCCAUCUUAGCCUCUUAUUCAUAGAGCAAGUCUGGUGAUAUAUCCAUCAUAAUGCCUGUUAUACAUAGAGCAAGUCUGGUGAUAUAUCCAUCAUAAUGCCUGUUAUACAUAGAGCAAGUCUGGUGAUAUAUCCAUCAUCAUGCCUGUUAUACAUAGAGCCAGUCUGGUGAUAUAUCCAUCAUAAUGCAUCUUAUACAAAGAGCAAGUCUGAUGAUAUAUCUAUCAUAAUGCCUCUUAUACAAAGAGCAAGUCUGGUGAUAUAUCGAUCAUAAUGCCUCUUAUACAAAGAGCAAGUCUGGUGAUAUAUCCAUCAUAAUGCAUCGUAUAUAUAGAGCAGAUCUGGUGAUAUAUCCAUCAUAAUGCAUCGUAUAUAUAGAGCAGAUUUUUGGUUGUGAUUUAUAUUUUUGUUUGCUCCUACAUGUAGGGCCAUUAGCGACAUAUCUUAAAAAUAAAUAGUGAUGACAGUUAAAGAAUAAAGUAUAUGAUGUUUUCAUUGAUCAUGAAAAGUGAAAUGAAGUCUUAGUAAUUACUGGUAUGCAUGUUUUCAAUGAUAUUUGUAUAACCUCUACCUAAUCUUUUCCUUACAACUUUUUUUUCCAGAAAGGCAAAUAUAAACCCUAACAAUGAUAUCUCAAAUAGAUUAUAAAAUACACCAGACCUGACACCUGCUAGUUUUUAUUAAUUGUAUUAAGUCUGAAGAUUUUUUGCUUUAUACCGUAAUUAUAAAAACCUUCACUGAAUCUUUGCAGACUAUGGUGCAUUUUCUAUAUCUAUGUUCUGUGUUUAACCAUUCACCCAUUGCUCGGUAUCAUAGGUGUCGUCCGCCUGUGCUCCUGCGCCAUUUCCCACACUUUGACUUGAUCUAAAAGGAUCAGCAACCUUGGACUGUAUAUUAGAUAAAAUCUUGUAUACAACUGAUUCAUCAUAGUUAUAGCAUUUUAAUACAACUUGUAUGUGACUUAAAGCAUGAACAUGUAUUUUUUGCUAUUUUCGUAUUUGAAGGCAUUUGAUCAUUUUUGUUUAUGUAGAUUAAAUAAAAGAAAAUUGUCGUUCAGCAUUUGUUACUAAAUUGUUUGUAUUUUAAAGGUAUACUUUCAUUACUUUCCAUUUAGUUUAUUUUCUACUUGUUGCUAUUCAUGCGCAUAAUUAGUAGUGUUUACAUUGUACAUUUCAUUUUGUAAAUCUCUUGACGUGACAUCUCAUUGUGAUUGAUAAUUGAUUUGGAAUGAAUGCUUAACAAACAAAAAAAACAUCUUGCAAUAGAUUUCAAUAGUAGGAAACAUUCAAAGGGUAGCCAGUCAAAGAAUUUAUUCUCGCAUUGAUUUUUGAGGAUGAAAAUUGAUCAAAUGAAUGAGCUUUUUGUGAAAACUUAAUCUAUGUAUUAAAAUUUAUAAGCAGAAUUAAUGAAUAGCAUGGUGCACACUGAUUGAUGUUAUUACGCUUCACUAUUGUGGGUACUAAAAUAUCAAGGAUGUAUAAAAGCUACACAUGUUGAGCAUCGCACAAAUCACAUUUUUUGAAAGUAUGUAUCAUUAUACAAUUUACUGUUGUGUAUUUAAAUUGUUACUGGACACAACAUUUUGUUGUUGUUGUUAAAAUAUCAUUUUUGCCUUGCAAGUUCCAUAGUAAAUUACAGUUUUCUAGAGUCAGCAAUAUCCUAUAAUAAGUACAUAUGUCUACUGUUAAUUGUUAUUGCGCAAGAACAAGACAAGAUGAUCUGUAAUUUUAAUGUUAUAAUUAUUUUAGUCGAGAUCUCCUGUUUAUCUAUAUUCUCAUAUUCUUUGAGUAUUUUGCUCGAAAAUGUAUGAUAAAUUUAAUGUUCAUUAGUUAAAAUUAAUACAAUUGGGUUUGCUUUAUAUUUGGAAAUAUUUCACAUGUAGAAAUAAUGAGUUUUUGAUGGUUCUCUGUGUGUGAAACUGUCUAUCCCCAGAAAGGCACAUGGUUACCACCUAUUUAUUAUUUAUUUAUGAUUUAUUUAAACUGAACCAUAUAAUACUCAUGAACACUUCAGUUUAAUUUUUUGUGUGCUUUCUAUUGCUUGUUAUUGUUAAAAAUAUAGCAAAACUUUUCUUUUUCCAUUAAAAUGAAGGAAGCCAGUGGUAUCACAAUUUAUACAACAAGAAUCUUACUUGGCAAGGUUUUGUGUUUAUCGAAUUAAAGUGAUAAUUUAUGUUCAAUUGUUUCCUUUCUAAUACUAUCAAUGGUUGUUAAUAUUGUUUCACAGAAAUUUCACAUUUUUCCUCAUGUUUUCCCUCCUUCUUUUGAAAACAAAGACACCAAAAAACUAUAGUUGUUUACUGGAAAAAAUCCCUUUUAGGUCAAUCACUUUCCAAUUACUUAAUAUUAAUGUUUAUUUUUUUGUUUGUGCUAAAGUUCAUAAUUAUGAAAAAAAAAGAUAUUAUAGAGACUAUGUGACGUAAUAUACUAAUCUCCAGUGUUUUACUUGGUACAGAUUAUCUUGUGGUUGGUUGACAUACUGUCAUGCAUGUAAUAAACCAUGUUGUGCGCAAAUAUAACUGUAUUGCUUUUAGCCAAAGUUCUUAGAAUAUUACUUUGAUGUAGCAAUGUGUAUGCUCCAGACAAUAUGAUUUUAUGUUAAAUAUUUAAACUAUUACUGAGCAGCUUGAAAAACCAAACUGGUUUAAUUGUUUUUGUUUAAAAAAAACAUUUGUACACUUUAUAUUUCAACUUUCAAGGAUGUGAUAAUGCAUAAUUAAAUGAACCAAUUGUCUAGAUUUAGAAGAAAGAACUGCUACUGUUUGUUUUUUAAUGAUAGUCUAAGAGCAUGCACAUUGCUAUUUCUGAUUGUUUUGUAUAUGUGAUUUGGCUAUGACUGUUAUUCUCAUUGCUGAUAUGAUAAACAUACACAACAAAAUGUUGGGUAUAUAUCAGAUUUUUUAUGAAGAAAUAUGUAAUAAAAUAUUAGUAGGAAAAGUA